This is a messenger RNA of Diversispora eburnea, 1008 nucleotides long. NCBI's taxonomy places the organism in Eukaryota, Fungi, Glomeromycota, Glomeromycetes, Diversisporales, Diversisporaceae. The record is from the annotation of a GenBank genome assembly.
AUGAAUAAUGAUUAUUGUUUAUUGACAUUUGACAUAAGAAAUGUUUGGCAUGUUGCAUUUGAUGUAACGGUUGAAUUUGAUGAAGGCAAUGGAAAUUCCCCAUUGAGCAUUACUACUACUAUUCAACCAUCAGCAUCAACAAGAAUUCUAUUACCUAUUAAACGAAUGUUUCUUAAUGAAAAAGAAUACACUCAACCAAUUCCUUCUUCAAAGCAAUUUGUAGUAUCAAAAGAACCAAAGAUAUCUGCUGAACAAGAGAAAUUACAAUUAACUUUGUUUUGUAAAUUAUGUUUGAGAAUUCAACCAGUACAAAGUCAUAGUGAUGGAAUGAUGGAAUGGGAUUUACCAAGAAGAAUGGUAUGGAAUGGAUUAUUACAAACACCAUUACCUGAGGUUAAACCAAAAUCAUCAACAAUUUAUACUUUACCGAUAUGUUUCUUUUCUAGAGGAAAAUUUAAAUUUUUGUAUCAUUGUGAAGAUGUUUUUACUAGAACAAUGUAUUUUGAUACACAACCAUUGGUGAUUGAGAGAAUUUUACACAAUAAUCUUUAUCUGUUCCAAAAAUAUAAAACUAACAAAGUUGAAGACGACAAUAAUUACUCUCAACCAUUUAUUUCCGAACAACAAACAAAACUUGCUCAUUUUUCUCAAUUAUCAAAUUAUCGAUUUCAAAGACUUGAGGAUUGGCUUGAAGAAAAAUAUUCGCAUCCCGAUGCUUGGCUUGAUAAUAAUAAUCAUCAAUUUAAAGAUGAACAAUGGUCCGAUUUACCAUCAAUUAAUACAGGAAUUAAUGAAUUUCAUUCAUUUGGAAAUGUUUCAAGGUUAGAUCAUCUUAAUUUUAGGAAGAACCAACAUUUACCAUCAUCGACGAAUUUUUGGAGGAAAAUUACAAAAGAAAUAACCACGAAAGAAAUGACUACAAAAGAAAUAACUACAGAAAAAAUAACUACAGAAGAAAAACCUAUAGAAGAAAUAACUACAGAAGAAAUGGAUUGGUCAAGCAUUUAA